Messenger RNA from Parastagonospora nodorum SN15, 1711 nucleotides. RefSeq lists its product as hypothetical. Gene Ontology annotation, molecular function: zinc ion binding; metallocarboxypeptidase activity. The transcript has a single exon. Gene Ontology annotation, biological process: proteolysis. Bases 1 to 1440 code for a protein of 479 amino acids. The record is from RefSeq and is a predicted model, not a curated record. NCBI's taxonomy places the organism in Eukaryota, Fungi, Ascomycota, Dothideomycetes, Pleosporales, Phaeosphaeriaceae.
AUGAAGUACUCACUCGUUGCAUCUCUGAUUCUUCAGAGCACAAUUGUCGUUGCCGACCUUCUGCCCGUUCACUUCAAGGCGCCGACUGCGGCACACUUCAGAGACAUUGUCCGCAAUGAUACGUACGACUUUGGCUGCCGACCGGUUGCAAAGCCUACCGAUGAUGGGCACUUUACUCUCCACGCCCUGCUGACUGAGGACCAAAUCGCUCAUGUCACCAAGGAGUAUGAAUUUGCGCCGGAAAUCUCAAUCCACAGGCAAGACUUGUCCAAAAGGGCCGCGACCGCACCCAUUGGAACUGGAGACCGCUUCAAGUCCGGCACCGUCGCACCUGUCGGUCUCGGACAGCAGGCCUCAGGCGCAACUAUCAGCAGCAUCAUGAACGUUGCCGAGAUCAACUCUGCUGUUCAGGCUCUGGCCAAGACCUAUGGUGUCAGCACCAUCACUCUGCCGAACAAGACCUUCAACGGCGCCACUCAGGUUGCUGGCUUCGUUGGAGCUGGCACGGACAAGAGCCAGUACCACCUCUACCUCUCGGCUGGUAUGCACGCUCGCGAACGUGGUGGUCCCGACAACCUCAUCUACUGGAUCUCGGACCUUCUCGCCGCCAACAAGGCCGGUACCGGCCUUACCUACGGCCGCAAGACAUACACCAAUGCUCAGGUGAAGUCUAUCCUCGCAGCUGGUAUCGUCUUCUUCCCCGCCGUCAACCCCGACGGCAUCGCCUACGACCAGUCCAGCGGCUCUCUCUGGCGCAAGAACCGCAACACGCGUUCCGGCUCCUCCGGCAGCUCCAUUGGAGUCGACAUCAACCGCAACUUCGACUUCCUGUGGAACUUCCGCAAGUACUUCGACCCCGGCGAGUCGCCAGCCUCGACUUCGCCCAGCAGCGAGGCCUUUUACGGCACUGCUGCGGCGUCGGAGCCAGAGACCAAGAACCACAUCAGCGUGUACGACUCGUUCCCCAAGAUCAGGUGGUUCAUGGACAUCCACUCCGCGACUGGUGAUAUCUUGUACUCUUGGGGCGACGACGAGAACCAGAACACCAACACACAGAUGAACUUCAUGAACGCUGCGUACGACGGCAAGCGUGGUCCCGUUGGCGACACCGUGUACAGGGAGUAUGCGCCUGCUGCUGAUGUUACAAACAUCAAGAACGUGGCAUCGAAGACGGUUGCCGCGAUGAAGGCAGUUGGUGGCCGUUCGUAUUCUUCAAUGCAAGCCGUCGGUUUAUAUGCCACGUCGGGAGCAUCAGACGACUACGCGUACUCGAGGCACUUUGCCAACUCAGCCAAGAACAAGGUCCAUGGCUUCACGAUGGAGUUUGGAUACGCGACCAACUUCUACCCGACGAGCAGUGAGUUCAACCAGAACAUUCUGGACACGAACGCUGGCUUCAUGGACUGGGCGUUGGCGGCGAUUGCCGUUGGUUUGGAGUAGAUGGUGCGAUUUGUGGCGGUGUUGUGGUGUUGGGGCGAGGAAGAUACCCGUGAUGAUGUUAUGAUGGUACGGCUGUGUUGUUGUUCUUUGUAUAUACAUACUAUUCUUUCUAAUGCUAUGCUUUGUAAAGUCGAUACUAUACCUGAUGUGUUUCCUAUGUUUGUUUCUUGUGGUCACUAAGAAGCAAGUACAUCAAAGAUUGCUUGGAGCAUGUUCAGUUCAGUAAAUCAAGUCUAAUUUAAGUUCGCUAUACAUACGGAAUAGCUUUCCC